AUGUUGCAGUGGGGAAUGGCCGCUUUGCUCGCAGUGGUGGUGCUGUGCGCCGCCGCCUCCGCCUCCAACGUCGAGAAUUUCUUCCAAGAGAACCGCCGCCUGGCGAAGGCGAUGGUGGAAGCUCUGCAAGACUCCAAGUUUGACGAGGAGCUGCUGUUUGAUCUGAAGAAGGAGAACCAGGUGUACCUGAACCGCACCAUGUCGCUGGUCAUCAAGUAUAUUGUUAAACGCGAGGUAGACAAUUACCGCUCGCGGCGCACCGAUGCGAUCAGCCGGCGGAUCUACUCCUCACUCGUCAUGAAACUUAUCGAUAUUGCUAAGGAUCUACCCCGCAACACAACGGCUCAGAGUCGCAUCGAUACCGCACAUCGGUACUACAUGUCGGUGGAGAGCAGGGACAUGCACGACCAGAUGGCAGACGUCCAGGUGUUCCAUGCUUGCGCCAGGCUCUAUGAUAUAAUGUUCACUGCUCCUAGGAUUUUAGCUCAGCUGGGUAAGCUAGACGACCUGACGCCGAGGAUCUUGGUCAGGAAACUGAAUGACAUGGAGAUCAAACCAGUACAUCUUGGAGUAGCCUUGCUCAUACAGUACCACCUCCGCAACACAGUGAACUUUGCGAUCAGAUCUAAGACAUUAGAGGUUCUAGCUACUAAGCCGCAGAUGGUGGGUCCUCAAGUGAUAGACAUGUUGAAGGCCCUCGCUUCCAAGAUGCUGCCCAUUGCUGAGCUGUUGGAUAUCCACCUGGCACACUCCAGCCCAGCUUUCAAAGACUCCUGCCCCAGCACCUGGCUUGGUAUCGUUAAUAACAAACAGGCUUAA
Messenger RNA from Spodoptera littoralis (African cotton leafworm), 819 nucleotides. The record is from the annotation of a GenBank genome assembly. Lineage: Eukaryota; Metazoa; Arthropoda; Insecta; Lepidoptera; Noctuidae.